Messenger RNA from Sinocyclocheilus grahami, 1760 nucleotides. Its product is annotated as neuronal acetylcholine receptor subunit non-alpha-3. Gene Ontology annotation, biological process: monoatomic ion transmembrane transport. Gene Ontology annotation, molecular function: acetylcholine-gated monoatomic cation-selective channel activity; transmembrane signaling receptor activity. Lineage: Eukaryota; Metazoa; Chordata; Actinopteri; Cypriniformes; Cyprinidae. The transcript has 6 exons. Gene Ontology annotation, cellular component: postsynaptic membrane. The coding region runs from base 173 to 1684 and encodes 503 amino acids. The record is from RefSeq and is a predicted model, not a curated record.
AUGGCAUCUUAACGUAAACGCAGACGGGGGAGCGAAAGCAUCUUCCCCUUGUGUUCGCCUCGGACGGAGCUGGCUGAAAACCCCACUCCGAUGAUGAUUAAUUUAUAGCUUUACCACACAGCAGGUUGCAGAACAUCUGAUCGUUUUUCAAAACGGCCCGGUUUCCGGCCAUAUGAAUAAAAAAAACAGUAUACCCCCCAUUUUUUAUGACAGGGACUCACUAUUCAAACAGCAUGAAAUAAUUCCAUUGCAUGAAGGAACUGGAGCCGGGAAAGACAGCAUGAAGUUACAAAUCUCCUGUCUUUUGCUCGUAACGGCAGCAGCCUAUGCAACGAUAGAGGCUCCUGAGGAGUUUGUCUCACUGGCUGAGAUGGAGGACACGUUGUUGAGGAAUCUUUUUCGGGGCUAUCAGAAGUGGGUGAGACCUAUCCUUCACGCCAACGACACGAUUACAGUUCGCUUUGGUCUGAAGAUCUCGCAGCUGGUGGAUGUGGAUGAAAAGAAUCAACUAAUGACCACAAAUGUCUGGUUGUGGCAGGAGUGGACAGACUAUAAGCUUCGGUGGAAUCCAGAAGAUUAUGGUGGAAUCACAUCCAUCAGAGUGCCCUCAGAAACUAUCUGGCUACCAGACAUUGUCCUUUAUGAGAAUGCUGAUGGCCGAUUCGAGGGUUCUCUAAUGACCAAAGCCAUUGUAAGGUUUAAUGGUACCAUCAUGUGGACUCCUCCUGCCAGCUAUAAAUCCUCCUGUACCAUGGAUGUCACCUUUUUUCCCUUCGACAGGCAGAACUGCUCGAUGAAGUUUGGAUCAUGGACGUACGAUGGCACUAUGGUGGACCUGACCCUGCUAGACGCAUAUGUAGACCGUAAAGACUUCUUUGACAAUGGCGAAUGGGAAAUACUCAACGCCACCGGCCAGAGGGGCAGUCGGCGUGACGGCAUUUACUCCUAUCCUUACGUCACAUAUUCGUUCAUUCUGAAACGUCUUCCUCUCUUUUAUACACUCUUUCUCAUCAUCCCAUGUCUCGGCCUGUCGUUUCUCACAGUUCUGGUCUUCUACCUCCCCUCGGAUGAAGGAGAAAAGCUUUCGCUCUCCACCUCUGUCCUUGUGUCUCUCACUGUGUUUCUUCUUGUCAUUGAAGAGAUCAUUCCAUCUUCCUCUAAAGUCAUUCCUCUGAUAGGAGAGUAUCUGCUUUUUAUCAUGAUCUUCGUUACAUUCGCGAUCAUCGUGACUGUGUUUGUCAUCAACGUCCAUCAUCGUUCUUCUGCCACGUACCAUCCCAUGGCACCGUGGGUUAAGAGUCUUUUCCUCCAGAGAUUACCCAGACUGCUCUGCAUGAGGGGACAUACUGAUCGCUAUCAGUACCCAGACAUCGAGUUGCGGAGCCCAGAGCUAAAACGAGGGAUGAAAAGAGGGCAACAGAAGAGUGCCGGAGGAGGACGAGGGGGGUUAAAGGAAGAUGAGAACCAGACCUGGAUUGCCCUGUUGGAGAAAGCCACUCACUCAGUGCACUACAUUUCCAGACACAUCAAGAAGGAACACUUCAUCAGAGAGGUUGUGCAGGACUGGAAGUUUGUGGCUCAGGUAUUGGACCGGAUCUUCCUCUGGGUCUUUCUUACAGUUUCUGUGCUUGGCACCAUCCUCAUCUUCACCCCAGCUCUGCAGAUGUACCUCAGCACAUCUUAAAAAACCAGCCUACCAAAUCUCCUUUACCCUCAACAACAUGCUUAUGACCCCUUUGAAAUAUAUGUAGUUCCCACAA